This is a messenger RNA of Dicentrarchus labrax (European seabass), 768 nucleotides long. RefSeq names its product L-rhamnose-binding lectin SML-like. Gene Ontology annotation, molecular function: carbohydrate binding. The coding region runs from base 115 to 558 and encodes 147 amino acids. NCBI's taxonomy places the organism in Eukaryota, Metazoa, Chordata, Actinopteri, Moronidae. The record is from RefSeq and is a predicted model, not a curated record. The transcript has 6 exons.
GUCUGCAUGUCUGCUGUCAGGACGGACGCAUAAAUACCUGGACGUCCAGAUGCUGCUUUCACUGUCAGACUGUCUGUAGGUGGACGACAGAAGAGGAAGCUGAGAGACAUCAACAUGGUUCCACUGAGGCUGGUCGCCUUCGGCUUGCUGGCUGCAGCUUGGUACUUCACUCGUGCUGCUGAGGGAGAGGUGAUCUAUGCCUGUCACAAUGACACAGCUACACUGUCUUGUGAUGUUGGCAGUAAGAUAAAGCUGGAACACAUCCUGUAUAAGGUUGGAGUGGGGACGAGGUGUGGGGAGGGGAAACGCUACCCAGACGACGGACCCGACACCUUCUGCUCCUUCCCCUGGGCGGAGAUGGUGGUGGAGGAUCUCUGUGGUAACAGGAGGUCCUGUGAGGUCCCGGUCACUGAGCGGGUGUUUGGGGAAUAUCCCUGUAAGGAGGAGACCAGGUACCUGGAGGUGUCCUACACCUGCGCCACGCCACCACCUCCACCUCCACCUCCACCAGCGCCAACCAAACCUGACUGUGAAGAAAAAUCAGCCGAUAAAGUCUGAUGCAUUCAAAACUUUAUUGUUCAUCACUGUGGACAGAGCGACUCAUCAGACUGAUCAGAGUUCAGAUCUUCCGUUGUCACAUCUGUCUGUUCUUCGUUGUAUUCAGUUUCUGAGUGUUUGAAUUCAUGUUUCUAAAUGCCUAAAAAAACAUGUGUGAGCUUAUUUACUCAAGAAGGAUUUAAAAUCAAUAAAAUAAAGUUUUCAUCCUAA